This is a messenger RNA of Blastocystis hominis, 261 nucleotides long. RefSeq lists its product as hypothetical. Gene Ontology annotation, cellular component: SNARE complex; endomembrane system. Gene Ontology annotation, molecular function: SNARE binding; SNAP receptor activity. Gene Ontology annotation, biological process: intracellular protein transport; vesicle fusion. NCBI's taxonomy places the organism in Eukaryota, Bigyra, Opalinata, Blastocystidae. Bases 1 to 261 code for a protein of 86 amino acids. The record is from RefSeq and is a predicted model, not a curated record. The transcript has 2 exons.
AUGAACCAGGUGCAAACGGCGUUCAAAGAUUUGGCGGAAAUGAUCGCAGACCAGGGCGAAAUGAUCGAAGACAUCGAGGCCAACGUCACGUCUGCCGCGGAGCAGUCGAAGCAGGGCGUGAGACAGAUUAUGAAGGCGAAGGCGAGCCAGCGAUCGUCGCGGAGGAAGUGUUGGACGAUUCUGACGAUUGUGAGCGUGGUGGUGAUAGUGGCGGUCGGGCUGAUUAUUUGGAUCGAGGUGGCGAAGAGGAAGGAGGAAUAG